Messenger RNA from Caenorhabditis elegans, 1347 nucleotides. It is a transcript of the gene eng-1, whose product is annotated as mannosyl-glycoprotein endo-beta-N-acetylglucosaminidase. Bases 1 to 1302 code for a protein of 433 amino acids. The transcript is spliced from 6 exons. Lineage: Eukaryota; Metazoa; Nematoda; Chromadorea; Rhabditida; Rhabditidae. The record is from RefSeq and is marked reviewed.
AUGACGAUUUCUCCAAUUGACACACUCGAAGAGCUCUGGAGUUGGAAAUCACGAGAAGAUGUUGGCGAGCAAUACAGUGAGCAACUGGUUAACUUUAAACCACAUUCGGGUCGUCAAAUCCUCGUAUGCCACGAUAUGCGUGGUGGAUAUUUGGAAGAGGAGUCUACGGAAGGAAAGAAAUUCGAAAAAGACCGGUACCCGUACAUGUUCUUGAAUUGGUGGCAAAUCGACAUUUUCAACUACUUUUCACAUCAUUUUGUGACGAUUCCACCGGAAGAUUAUACACGAAUUGCUCAUAAACAUGGUGUUCUUUCACUUGGAACAUUCAUCACGGAAUGGAUUCCAGGAUACGAUAUUUGUUCGAAAAUCUUGGAAAAUGAGGGUUCGGUAGAAAAAACAGUGGACUGUCUGGUGGCUGUUGCGAGAUUUUUUGGAUUUGAUGGAUGGUUGAUUAAUAUUGAAAAUAAAAUUGAUGCAGGAAAAAUCGAUUUGUUGAUUCAAUUUUGUUCGAGUUUAACUGAAAAGUCAAAGAAAAUGAAUGAAAAUUCGAAAGUGAUAUGGUAUGAUUCGGUACUUGAUAAUGGAAAGUUGCAUUGGCAAAAUGAAUUGAAUGAGAUGAAUCGAAAAUUCUACGAUGCUUGUGACGCCAUCUAUCUCAACUACAACUGGAAAGAUAAAGAACUUCUUCGAUCGGCUGAAUUUGGAGUUCUUGAUCGGAUCUUUGUUGGAAUUGAUGUAUGGGCUCGUGGUUGUGUUGGAGAAUUUCAUUGUGAUCAGUCAUUUGCAUUGGCAAAACUUUUUCACAUGUCAGUUGCUCUUUUUGCACCCGGAUGGAUUUAUGAAAAGUUUCCUGAGGAAAAUCAAAUUUGCAAAGGAAUUCACUUCUGGUCCAAACUUCUUCCACACAUCCGAACUCGUCCUCUAACUUCUAUAAACUUUGGCACCAACUUCUGUACUGGAAUGGAUCAAAAUUGGCACUACCGCCUGAGCACAGUGCAGCUUCAGCCUCAAAUUUUAAGCUCCUUCUGCCACCAAGUAAUUGACUCUACAGGACUCACUCUUUUUGGCAGAAAUCGAAAAUUUCUACUAUUCACUUUCGAUUCUGUCAACUACAGUACCCUGACCAUAACUUGCACUACUUCCAAUUCAAUUGACCUGCUUCUGAAUAGAUCUGAAAUUAUGGACAAAACCGGAGAUUCCACGUGGCAUAUUGACAAGCCAGGAAAUUUGGAAUCCAUCAGCAUCUUGACAUCAAGCAACGACGAAACUGUGAUCGAAAACUUUUCCAUUGAUUCUAAUUAAAUAAUUCUAAUUUCAUAAAAGUCAAUAAAACAAAUUUUAAUGCAC